UACGCGACGCAGAUUAACGGCUGCUGUCCGUCUGCCGGUGUGUUUCUAACGGGCGCGUUACGGUGGAUAUUAUUUGACCGGUUAACGAACCGGUUAACGAACCGGUUAAGGGAACGUCCGUGUUACGCAAUCGUCUCCAAAACCGAGCUGACGCGAGGAUACGCACGUGGUGGUUCUGUUCAGCUCAGUCAGAAGAUGUCCACGGUGUGUGCUGCCAGCAUGGAGCCUGCUGCCGAGCAGAAGAAGCCUCUCAGACCGUGCUGUGCUUGUCCAGAGACCAAGAAGGUCAGGGACACGUGCAUCAUUGAGAAGGGAGAGGAAAGCUGCACGGUCCUGAUCGAGGCGCACAAGGACUGCAUGCGGGCGCUUGGCUUCAAGAUCUAGUCUCCGUCUCCCGUGUGUGUGUGUUGCUGUGCAGGACGGCCCUCUGUGUUUCCUUCCCUCUUCCCUCCCUCAUUUAUACCACCUCUAGUGGUGAAAUGUGGCGAUGCACUUCGGCUCUGAUGGGAUCUGUCCUUUUUUUUUUUUUUUUUUUUUUCUUUCUGUGAAAUUGUUUUUAAAAAAACAAAUUUUGUAAAACGUGUGAAUAUCUUUAAUGUUGAAUAAAAGUCUUA
This is a messenger RNA of Cyclopterus lumpus (lumpfish), 614 nucleotides long. Its product is annotated as cytochrome c oxidase copper chaperone. Gene Ontology annotation, molecular function: copper ion binding; copper chaperone activity. The record is from RefSeq and is a predicted model, not a curated record. Gene Ontology annotation, cellular component: mitochondrial intermembrane space. The coding region runs from base 196 to 384 and encodes 62 amino acids. NCBI's taxonomy places the organism in Eukaryota, Metazoa, Chordata, Actinopteri, Perciformes, Cyclopteridae. Gene Ontology annotation, biological process: mitochondrial respiratory chain complex IV assembly. The transcript is spliced from 4 exons.